This is a messenger RNA of Micropterus dolomieu (smallmouth bass), 1707 nucleotides long. RefSeq names its product formin-like protein 2. Gene Ontology annotation, molecular function: actin filament binding; small GTPase binding. Gene Ontology annotation, biological process: regulation of cell shape; cortical actin cytoskeleton organization; cell migration. The record is from RefSeq and is a predicted model, not a curated record. The transcript has 13 exons. Lineage: Eukaryota; Metazoa; Chordata; Actinopteri; Centrarchiformes; Centrarchidae. Gene Ontology annotation, cellular component: cytosol. Bases 164 to 1429 code for a protein of 421 amino acids.
GCCCGUCUGUGUUCAGCGUGUGAUGGCCGACCACAUGUUCCUGCUGCUGUGUGUCUGCUGAGUGUGUGUGUGUGUGUGUGUGUGUGUGUGUGUGUGUGUGUGCGUGCUGCUGUGGGUGGGUGGGUGUGUUCGCUGUGUCUUUGGUGUGUGUUCGGUGUGUGUGAUGGGGAACGCAGAGAGCAUGGAAAGCCAGCUGGCGGUGAUCCGGUCCAGAGCCGCCCCGGUUCGACUCCCGAUGCCCGACCCGGCUGAGCUGGAGGAGAGGUUCUCCAUCGCAUUGAAUUCGAUGAACCUGCCUCCUGAUAAGGUGCGACUGCUGCGUUCCUAUGACAAUGAGAAGAAGUGGGAGCUUAUCUGUGACCAGGAGAGGUUUCAGGUGAAGAACCCUCCACACACCUACAUCCAGAAACUGAGAGGUUUCCUGGACCCGGCCGUCACGCGCAAGAAGUUCAGAAGAAGAGUUCAGGAGUCAACCCAGAUGCUCAGAGAACUCGAGAUUUCUCUUCGCACAAACCACAUCGGGUGGGUCAGGGAGUUUCUGAAUGAGGAGAAUCGCGGGCUGGAUGUUCUGGUUGAGUAUCUGUCCUUCGCUCAGUACGCCGUCACGUUUGACGGUGAGCAGUCGGAGGCCGGAGGUGAGGUCUCGUCCAUAGACUCUCCCUGGAGUCGGUCCAUAGAGGAUCUCCAUGGUGACUGCAGCCUCCCGUCCCCGUCCUCCUCUGCACCGCGAGCAGCUCGUCACUCCAUCAGUUCAACUCUGGUGACUCGAUCCAACACUCUGCCUAGUCGUCGAACUCUGAAGAACUCGCGACUCGUCUGUAAGAAAGACGACGUUCACGUCUGCGUCAUGUGUCUAAGAGCGAUCAUGAACUACCAGUAUGGAUUCAACAUGGUGAUGUCCCAUCCUCACGCUGUCAAUGAAAUCGCCCUCAGCCUGAACAACAGGAACCCCAGGACGAAGGCUCUGGUGUUGGAGUUAUUGGCAGCGGUGUGUUUGGUCAGAGGAGGACAUGAGAUCAUCCUGUCGGCCUUCGACAACUUCAAAACUGUGUGUUCAGAGACGAUGCGUUUUGAGAAGCUGAUGGAACAUUUUAAGAACGAAGACGACAACAUCGACUUUUUGGUGGCCUGUAUGCAGUUCAUUAACAUCGUGGUUCACUCGGUAGAGGACAUGAACUUCAGAGUCCACCUGCAGUAUGACUUCACUAAACUCAACCUGGACGAGCACCUGGAGAGGCUGAAGCACACAGAGAGCGACAGGCUUCAGGUCCAGAUUCAGGCCUACCUCGACAACGUGUUUGACGUCGGGACGCUGCUGGAGGAUGCUGAGACCAAAACUGCUGCUCUGGAACGAGUGGAGGAGCUGGAGGAGAGCCUGGGCACGGUAAGAAAGACAGGUGGAGAGAGAGACAGGUGGAGAGACACAUAAACCAGGAGAAAGAAGAACCAAACCUACUGCUCUGGAACGCGUUUAGGAUCUGGAGGAGAGCCUGGACACGGUAAGACAGACAGGUGGAGAGACAGACAGGUGUACUGACUUGUCUUUCUCUGUCCUCAGAUGUCAGAGCGGCUUCUGGAUGUGGAGAACGAAGCGAUGCUGAAGAUCGUCGAACUGGAGAAGCAGCUGAUGCAAACCAACAAGGAACUAGACCACAUCCGGGAUGUGUACGCAAGCACUAACUCUCAGGUGCACACCUUGCGGCGGAU